GCGGCAAUCCUCACGCUCAAAUCUUUGUCGUCAUGACUCGCGAGAACCAUAUAAGCGCAAACUUACGUAGGUCACCGCGAGUAGCAUGAUAGAGCUACCUCGCCGUAAAUCCGAGCGUCGCUUCGUAUAUAUAGAGACGUAACUCCCGUCUGUUCCUCGUGAAGCACAAAAGACUUCUUUAUUUCGUUAGCAAUUCUACAUACGUUACUACGCUUGCACCUCAUCAUGAGUUCUCGAUACGCUGCAGCUUACGAACACCCGAAAGGCCCCGGGGAUGCACGCCCAACAGCCGAACAGAUUAUCCAAGACGAAGGUCUGGUUGGAAAGUGGGCGGACAAGGUGAUCUUAAUAACAGGUUGUUCUUCGGGCAUCGGAGUCGAGACAGCAAAGGCGUUGUCCAAGACUGGGGCAAAAAUGUACCUAACAGCACGAAGCCUCGAAAAGGCAAAGAAAGCCCUCGGAGAGCUUUCAGAGUCUCCCAAUGUCCAUCUUCUGCAGCUUGACCAGGAGUCUCUGGAUAGCGUUCGGGCUUGUGCUUCGGCACUACUUGCAGAGAAUGACCGAUUGCAUCUCUUGAUUGCAAACGCAGGAGUCAUGAUGACCCGCAAAGAACUCACGAAGGACGGGUUCGAGCUUCAAUUUGGAGUUAAUCACCUGUCACAUUUUCUCCUCAUCAAUCUCCUCACACCGGCUCUACUGAAGGCGUCCACCCCGUCGUUCGAAUCAAGAGUAAUUGUUCUGUCCUCAACUGGGCAUAAGUUUUCUUCCGUCAAUUUCAAGAAUAUCAAUUUCGACGGCGAGUUUGACGCAAUGAAGGCAUAUGGGCAGAGCAAAACAGCAAAUCUGUGGACUGCAAACGAGAUCGAGAGGCGCUAUGGGUCUAACCGACUCCACGCCUUCAGCGUUCAUCCGGGGGCCGUUACAACCAACCUAGGCCAACACAUGUCAGAGGAAGAGAUCAAAGCCAUAACCCAGGACCCAAAACUUAUGGCCAGCUACAUGAACCCAGCUCAGGGCGCUGCUACUAGUGUGUGGGCGGCUGUAUCGAAGGAUCUUAAUGGUCAAGGGGGAAAGUACCUGGAAAACUGCCAGAUAUCAACUCCGCAUGAUCCCGCAGGGGGGAUGUGGGCUCCAGGUUACGGCCAGCAUGCCUUCGAUGUGGCCGGCGCAAGGGAACUGUGGGAUGUUUCACUGAAAUAUGUUUCACUUGAGUGAACAAUUAUUUCUGCGGUUUAGUUGUUUUUGAUUGAGGAAGUCCGUGGAGGCGGAAACGCCUACUCGGUUGCUUUCAAAAUAUUUUGUAUAAAGCAUCAAUGCUAUUUAACUUAUAUAACGGGGCGGGGCAAUGAAAUGCUAUGCCUAGAGUGGAUUUUUAGCCAGGAAAUUCUUUUAUAUAAACUGAAGUCGCAGCCACCCCAAUCACCACCGAGCGAUGACUGCUGAGCG
Molecule: messenger RNA, 1446 nt
Organism: Pseudogymnoascus verrucosus
Lineage: Eukaryota; Fungi; Ascomycota; Leotiomycetes; Thelebolales; Thelebolaceae
Exons: 1
Coding region: 226-1215 (329 amino acids)
Source: RefSeq, a predicted model, not a curated record